This is a messenger RNA of Paramecium pentaurelia, 645 nucleotides long. The record is from the annotation of a GenBank genome assembly. NCBI's taxonomy places the organism in Eukaryota, Ciliophora, Oligohymenophorea, Peniculida, Parameciidae.
AUGUCAAAUGAUAAUAAUAUUGAGAGACAUAAAAGAAUACUAAAUAUUGUUUCUCAUUUGGGUUUAAAUAAGAAAAAAAGUUCAAUUCCAGCAUUCGAAAAGAAAAGAUUAUCUUAAACAAGGAUUGUAUUUUAUAAACCAGAAUAAUAAUAAGAAGAAGAAGAAGAUUAAUUAAUUAUUAAAGCAAAAGAAUUAUUAUCUAAACCAGUUAAAAGAAAGUAAAUCAGAUCAGAAUCUUAAUUAGUCUAAAUGAUCUCAGAUAAAUAUAAUAUGCUUAAAGAUGAUGCUGAUGAAAACAGUGCUUAUAAUCAUAUAUAACUUAGUUUACUCAAAUUAUAGGAACAAGAAAUACUUGGACAAUAUCAUGAACUUAAACCAAAUUUAAGAAUGUCUAAAACUACUUAUCCUUUACCUAUUACAGUUACAUAACAAAAAGUUUAAAUAUAAAACAUGUUCGAAAAAAAAUGUAGUCAGCAUAUUAUACAAUCGCCUAAAGAUAAUACAAUUAGAUAAAAAAUUAAUGAUUUCUUAUACAAAACAAGAGAAUCCUUCAAAGAUUUCUAAGUUGACGUUUCGCAUUAUAAAAAUCUCAAAUAACAUCAUAGAUUAUAUAAAUAGAGAACUGCUAGCUAUUUCUAAUAAUGA